This is a messenger RNA of Rosa rugosa (rugosa rose), 673 nucleotides long. RefSeq lists its product as uncharacterized. The record is from RefSeq and is a predicted model, not a curated record. Bases 70 to 429 code for a protein of 119 amino acids. The transcript has 4 exons. NCBI's taxonomy places the organism in Eukaryota, Viridiplantae, Streptophyta, Magnoliopsida, Rosales, Rosaceae.
UAAUGUUUCUUAAUUAUCUGUAGUUUUCAGCAGAACUUGGCUGCAUAUCAGAACCUAAUAACACAGUCCAUGUAUGACAAGCAACUGGAUAGCGGAAGGGGUACUCUUCUUCACUUGUGUGAUGAUGUGAUUCAACAGGAGGUCAAGGAGGUGAUACUUUCUUUCUAUAUAUUAAUGGAACAGGGAAAAGCUACAAGAGAAGAUCUGGAUAGGUGGUAUGAGGAACUCAUUAAAGAAGAGUUUGGUGCCAGCUGUAAUUUUGAUGUGGAUGAUGCAGUUGGGAAGUUGGAGAAAUUGGGAAUUGUCUCUCGGGAUUCCGUUGGACGGUAUUUCUGCGUUGGGCUGAAACAUGCGAAUGAAAUAAUUGGGACCACCACUGAGAAGCUUGUUAUGAGGGCAAAACAAGGCACACAAGGCAGUAGUUCUUGAUGCUGUCUUGGGAAGUUGGGCGGCUUCUUUCUUAACUUUACUAGAGGGUGUUUAUUUCUUGGGGCAGGUGCUAGACCAUCAUCAAUCCUCUUUGAUGGAAGAUUAUCCUCAAAUAUUUCGUUGCUUGUUAAUAUCUCUAAUUCUUUGAGUGUGGCUUUUCUUCCCUAUUUUAUGUAUUUAGAAGUGUGGAUGUAGCCGAGCUAGCUAGGUUCCACAAUCCACAAUCCAGUUGAAGACUUAAAAG